GUGUAAAAUGGCAAAGAGUAAGUACAAGAAGAAAAAAUCGACGAAGAACGACGAGCCUGAGAAAUCACGUGAUCUGGAUACUUCAGAGAAGACAAUGACAUACAAGACAAGUGGCUAGAAGAGCUCCGAGACAGCAGCCGGACCUGGACGAGGAGCAGGAGCACGAGAUAGAGAAGGCGUUCAGUGGGAAGUUCUUCGACGGCAAGAAGUCCCUGGAUGCGACUGUGCUGCUGAGUGCGAUGGACGAGACGGGAGGGGUGACGGAGAGAAAUGCAAACAGACCAAACAGACUCACUGGACAUCGCUUCGACACGGAUGUGUUGCAGAAGCCGAACAAUGUCUUUGUGAAGAAAACGGCCGAGCAGCGGUUCGACGCUUUCGUGGCUGACAAGUGCGAGAGGUACACACAGUUCUUCGGAAUAAUCAACCUCGUGUUCAUUGUUUACGGAGUGUAUGUGUUCUGCUUUGUCACCUUCUUCGAGGGGUCACAGAACUACGCCUUCAUCACUGUUGAACAGACUGAGGUGCUGCUGAAUAGACUCAUUUGGGUGAUCAGAUUAACAUGUUGCCUGCUAGUUCUCACUAUCGUAACCCUCAAAGCAUACUUCAAAAAACCAGAGCAGGCCCAUAAGGACGUUCUGUUCUCGAGAACUGAUCCCAGGAAUCUGGAGUUGACGAGGGAGUGGGAAAAGAACGAGGCGAACAAGUUCAUGUAUGUGGUCAUGCAACUCAUAGUGUUUCUCAUGGCUGUCAUCUCCUUCAUAUACGCCCACUGCACCCAACUCAUCACGGUCGGACUGCCGGCAACAGACCCCAACAGUCUAUAUGGUGAGCUCUACGGGAAUCUGAAAGCGCAAUACGUGUAUGAGUGGGAUGCGGGGCCGAAGCCAUCCAGAACAUUUCCAGGGAACGAGAAUGUGUUUUUGAGACCUGACUACCCGCCACCCGACGGAUUCAGCGAGCAGCAAUGCAUGCACCAACCGGUCGACUCUGGUGGAAUUUCGACCAUGGCAAAAGUGGCUACCUGGACACUGUGCAGUAUGAGUUGAAGUGCUGUGGUCUCAAUUCCACAUCUGACUGGAAAAUGAGCAUAUGGUACGACAGGAGAGCCAGACAGGUGAAGGCGCAACACAGUGUGUGGCUAGACUCUUUGCCAGCAGCCACCGGCUCGCUAGUCAACAUGGCCGCCAGGAAUGUCCCCAUGACCUGCUGCAGAGAACUCAAUGACCAGCCUGGCAUGUCCACUGCCGAUGACUUCUUGUAUCUGAUAGAGAUGCCGUGUAAUCGGAAGAAGAUGUUUCUGGUGAUGGACGAGGCCUACCGCAACCUCGAGUACAAUUGCACCCCCUACGCGCGGCCGUGCUGGCCACUCAUCAAACAGCAGGUGUACGCCCCCUUUAGCUUCACCCUCCUCGUCCACUCGGGGGUGAUCAUGAUUGUGUCCUUCAUAUUCAUCAUCAUGUCCCAAAUGUUCGUCACUCCCCCAAAAGUGGCCGGUUUCGACCCCGCCAAUCCAGUGGUGCGCUACCCCCUAGACAACCACUUCUUCCGCUCAUACUCCCCAGUAACUUCUGUCCAUACACAGACUGCCUCAGUGCGUAGCUGAAAUGGACCAAUGAAGACAACAACAUCCAUGAAACAAUUGGAACAAUAUGAAGAACUUACGUAAAAAAUGGUCUGUUUUGUUUGCGUUUGUGCAACAAAUCGGGGCCAUGUCAAUUAGCAUACCAGUCGCUAAGCAUAGUUCAAUUUGUAUCAAAAACUUAUCGCCCAGCAUACCCUAAUUGUGAUCAAAUAGGUGUUACUUAAACGUUUUUGAAUCAUUUUUUGUUUGAUACGUUGAUUAUCCAACGAAAUA
This is a messenger RNA of Symsagittifera roscoffensis, 1858 nucleotides long. RefSeq lists its product as uncharacterized. The record is from RefSeq and is a predicted model, not a curated record. The coding region runs from base 240 to 1049 and encodes 269 amino acids. The transcript is spliced from 8 exons. NCBI's taxonomy places the organism in Eukaryota, Metazoa, Xenacoelomorpha, Acoela, Convolutidae.